Triticum dicoccoides is the source of this 384-nucleotide messenger RNA. Its product is annotated as myb-related protein P-like. NCBI's taxonomy places the organism in Eukaryota, Viridiplantae, Streptophyta, Magnoliopsida, Poales, Poaceae. The record is from RefSeq and is a predicted model, not a curated record. The transcript is spliced from 3 exons. Bases 1 to 384 code for a protein of 127 amino acids.
AUGGGGAAGGCGCCUUGCUGCGAGAAGGUGGGGCUGAAGCGAGGAAAGUGGACGGCGAAGGAGGAUGACACUCUCGCAAAAUACAUAGCUGGGCACGGCGAGGGUUCAUGGAGGUCUCUGCCCAAAAAUGCGGGGCUACUAAGGUGUGGCAAGAGCUGCAGGCUACGGUGGGUCAACUACCUGAGGGACGGGGUGAGGAGGGGCAACUUCUCUAAGGAGGAAGACGAUCUCAUCGUCAAGCUCCAUGCUACAUUAGGCAACAGCCGAAGCGACAGCACUCAGGCAUGCUGUUUUCAAUGCGUGUUUUCCUGCCGCACACUCGAGAGCGCUGUUGGUGCUGCGUGUGAUGAGACACCGCGAUGCUGGAAUCCGAUGCCACGGUAG